AUGUCGUUUUCGGAAGUCCACUAUCUGGACCCGCUUUACAACGUGCCUCAUCCAAGAGCGGGCUCCUUUUAUCGAGCAAUAGACAUCUGGUUCCAAUGGACCCUGCCCAACGCUGCGCCGGCUUUCGUCCUCUUCAACGUCUGCAAUGUAUUUGAGUCUUAUUUCUCGAGUCCAGGCUGUCAGGGCGAAGCUGCACAGCACUGUAUCGCCGCGCUCGCCUAUGGCUGCCUCGAGCUCCACCGGAAGGAGACCGAUAGCUGGGAGUUCGACUAUAGCCAGGAACAGCUGAAGCAUAAUGCUUUGGACAUCUCGCUGCUCAAGAGAGACAUUGCCUCAAUAAGGACUGCCGCAGACAGCCCGGCCGCGAUUAACACCAUCUUCCUUUUGAGUUUUCUGGCGCAAUUUCGGGGCGACCACAAAGAAAGCGCUCUGCACCGCAAAGCCCUGAGGCGACUCUUCGAUUCUACUGCUGGGCCUGUCGACCGGGCAGAGUUCGACAGGAGAUAUGGAGGGUUGCUGUUGCAGUGA
Cladophialophora carrionii CBS 160.54 is the source of this 528-nucleotide messenger RNA. RefSeq lists its product as uncharacterized. Bases 1 to 528 code for a protein of 175 amino acids. The record is from RefSeq and is a predicted model, not a curated record. Lineage: Eukaryota; Fungi; Ascomycota; Eurotiomycetes; Chaetothyriales; Herpotrichiellaceae. The transcript has 4 exons.